AUGACUCUAAAGCUUUUAUACGAUGAGGUGAUAGAAAGGGUUACAGAGGAAAUCAGAAGUGGGCAUUCCUCUCGUCGACAUGACAGGGCUUUGCCACAUAUCCACAAGGUGGGUACUCCUCCUAAGCAAAAUGUUCUCAAAGAGAUCAAAGAAACUGCAAUGGAAACUUUCUUCGCAGACAAGCCCUUAAGCCACUUUAAGGGCCAACCUGCAUCGAGAAAGUUGGUUCUUGGCCUGCAAGCAGUUUUCCCCAUCCUUCAAUGGGGAAGAGGUUACGAUCUUGGUAAAUUUAAAGGGGAUCUCGUUGCUGGACUUACCAUUGCAAGUCUCUGUAUUCCUCAGGAUAUUGCAUAUGCAAAGCUUGCAAAUUUGAAACCACAGUAUGGACUCUACUCCAGCUUUGUGGCUCCUCUUAUCUAUGCUUUUAUGGGAAGCUCAAGAGAUAUAGCCAUAGGACCAGUGGCUGUGGUAUCCCUUUUGCUCGGAACUAUGCUGACGGAUCAGAUUAGUGACUUUGAAAGUCAUGACUAUCUUCGUCUUGCAUUCACUGCCACCUUUUUCGCUGGAAUCACCCAAAUGGCACUUGGAUUUCUCAGGCUUGGUUUCCUCAUUGACUUCUUGUCUCACGCUGCCAUUGUGGGAUUCAUGGCCGGAGCUGCCAUUACUAUAGCCUUGCAACAGCUUAAAGGAUUGCUUGGCAUAAAAAACUUCACCAAGAAAAGUGACAUAAUUUCUGUCAUGCGCUCAGUUUGGACUAACGUGCACCAUGGGUGGAAUUGGCAGACGAUAGUCAUUGGGUUAGCAUUCUUGGCUUUCCUCCUUACAGCCAAGUACCUGGCUAAAAAGAGUAAGAAAAUGUUUUGGCUAUCUGCACUUGCUCCUUUGGCGUCUGUUAUAGUGUCCACCUUUUUUGUUUAUAUCACCCGUGCUGACAAGGAAGGCGUUGCAAUUGUGACACACAUAGAGAAGGGAGUGAAUCCAAUAUCUGCCGGUGAUAUUUUUUUCAGUGGAAAAUAUCUUGGCCCUGGUAUUCAGAUUGGCGUGAUAGCUGGUUUGAUUGCACUCACAGAAGCUGUGGCAAUUGGGAGAACAUUUGCUGCCAUGAAAGAUUAUUCAGUUGAUGGUAACAGAGAAAUGGUGGCCAUGGGAACAAUGAAUCUUAUUGGUUCACUGACAUCUUGUUAUGUAUCUACAGGAUCUUUUUCACGCUCAGCAGUGAACUACAUGGCUGGCUGUCAAACUGCUGUAUCAAACAUCGUUAUGUCCAUCGUUGUGUUGUUAACCUUAGUGUUCAUUACACCACUGUUUAAGUACACCCCAAAUGCAGUGCUUGCUUCUAUUAUAAUAGUAGCUGUGAUAGGCCUCAUUGACAUUGAUGCAGUCGUUCUGCUAUGGAAGAUUGACAAGUUUGAUUUUCUAGCCUGCAUGGGAGCCUUCUUUGGCGUGAUUUUCAAAAAUGUUGAGAUUGGCCUUCUUAUCGCGGUGGUCAUAUCCUUUGCUAAAAUCCUUUUACAAGUGACAAGGCCGAGGACAGUAGCACUUGGGAAGCUUCCAGGGACCAAGGUAUACAGGAACAUCUAUCAAUACCCAAGUGCUACACAGAUCCCCGGAAUGCUAAUUAUUAGAGUUGACUCUGCAAUCUACUUCUCAAACUCUAAUUAUAUCAAGGACAGAAUUCUGAGAUGGCUGCAAGAUGAAGAUGAAAGCAGGAAAGAAAGUAGUUUUCCCACAAUAGAAUAUCUGAUUGUUGAAAUGUCACCUGUUACUGACAUUGACACUAGUGGCAUCCACGCCUUCGAAGAUCUAUACAAGAGCCUACAAAAGAGAGGGGUCCAGCUCAUCUUGUCAAAUCCCGGGCCAAUUGUAACGGAGAAGCUCUAUGCAUCCAAGUUAAUGGACAUGAUUGGGGAAGACAAGAUAUUUCUAUCAGUAGGUGAUGCUGUUGCAACUUAUGGUUCAAAGGCUGAUCAAGUUUGAUAAGUUGAUAAUUGUCCAUAUAAGAACCAGUUCAUAAGUUGUGAACUGGUGGUUGUGAUGAGCUGUACGUAGGCCAUGUGUCCAGGUUACUGGGCCAAUAAUAGUCCGGGCCAUUAUUUUCCUACUUGGCAUGCUUCAGAUUCUUCUAAUUGUGUUGUUAUAUUAUCGGCUAGGCUUGUCUCCCUUUCACUUUCCAAUGGUUGAUUCAAGGAGGUUAAAGGAAGAUCAUGAUUCAAGGUCAUGUGUAAAUAUGUUCUGUUCAAGUGGCAAAUAUGGGAUGAGCUUUGAUGCAACUAAAAAAAAAAAAAAAUCAGAAGAAAGGUUUGGGAAGUUGUUUUCAUUUUCUUGGGCUUUUCUCCCUUCGAGAUUCACUGUCUGAUUUAAUAAAUUAUUAAUUUAUGUCA
This is a messenger RNA of Neltuma alba, 2381 nucleotides long. RefSeq names its product high affinity sulfate transporter 2-like. Gene Ontology annotation, biological process: sulfate transmembrane transport. The transcript is spliced from 14 exons. The record is from RefSeq and is a predicted model, not a curated record. Bases 1 to 1977 code for a protein of 658 amino acids. Gene Ontology annotation, cellular component: membrane. NCBI's taxonomy places the organism in Eukaryota, Viridiplantae, Streptophyta, Magnoliopsida, Fabales, Fabaceae. Gene Ontology annotation, molecular function: secondary active sulfate transmembrane transporter activity.